UAUGCAGAAAGUGAAGCUUUGUAGUUGAAUUUUUUGCUCCACACAAAAUUUCCUCCGGAUCAGAGAAGUUCCUACUCUCUGCUUGUCACCAACUAAUAAUUAGCAUCAGCCCGUCUUAUCCACAAUUCUCCUCAUUAUCAACCAUCACAUCACAUACUUCAGGGUCGCAGAAGGCAAAUAGACGCGAAACUACAUAUUUCGAUUGAAAACACUGAAUGAAAUGCUGUGCAACAUGAACCCAUGAUGACGAUAUAAUUUUUCAUGUGACCCUGUGCUUCUUAUCUAAUUCAAGAAUAUCAAGAUAAAGACAUAUUGGAUGGGAAUGUUCAGUUAAAAGUGGAGUUUGAAUUCUUUUGAUGUGUAGAAUUUUAAGAUUUAAAUGCAAUUCGUUGUGAGUUUAAAGUGGUCAGUGUGAAAGUGCAAAAGAAAGAUCAAAAGCUGAAAGAAUACGAGUAGUUUAAACUGCAGUAAGUUGCAGUUUCGACUGACUUGUUUGUUAGUUUUUUGCGCAAGGACGUAAAUAAACUGCAUCAAGCUGGAUCGAUAUAAUUUGGACACCAUCAUCUUGCCCACAACUGGGACAAUGGACUAUAAAAAAGUCCACAACAGCUUCAAAAAGGAAUUCAGGAUUGUUGGAGAGGAAGAAUCUCCACAAUCCUUGAUGACCAGCAACAAUAUGUACAGAAUCGGAGAUUACGUAUUUUUUGAGGCAGCUCCCACUCUACCAUAUCAAAUUCGGAGAAUAGAAGAGCUUAAUAAGACCCCAAAUGGUAACGUGGAAGCCAAAACAAUGUGUUUCUUCAGAAGGAAAGAUCUACCACAAUCCUUGACGAUGCUGGCCGAUCGUCAUUACAGUGCCUUAGAAGAAGACGAGUGGAAAGAUCGAGAUGGCCUUUCCACAAAACAGAAACACUUGUUAAAACAUCGUGAACUUUUCCUCUCACGACAAAUUGAAACUCUUCCUGCUACACAAAUCCGUGGAAAAUGUUCAGUCACACUUUUAAACGAGACGGAAAGCUUGCUGUCCUACCUCAACAAAGAUGAUACGUUCUUUUAUUCGUUGGUAUACGAUCCUCAACAAAAAACUUUACUGGCUGAUCGGGGCGAAAUUCGUGUAGGUCAGAGGUACCAAGCUGAAAGUGUAAAGCCCAGGCUAAAAGAAGGAGAAUCUGAUGAACGGGAAUUGACAGAAAUGGAAACAAUGAUUUGGACUCCUGAGCAUGGAUUAACGGAUAAACAAAUAGAUCAAUUUUUAGUCAUAUCCAGAUCAGUAGGGACUUUUGCAAGGUCUUUGGACUCUAGCAGCUCUAUUAAACAACCCAGUUUGCAUAUGAGUGCUGCUGCAGCCUCUAGAGAUGUUACACUGUUCCAUGCGAUGGACACCUUACACAAAUACUCGUAUGACGUUUCUUCUGCCGUUUCCGCCCUUGUACCUUCUAGUGGGCCUGUUUUAUGCAGAGAUGAAAUGGAAGAAUGGUCCGCGUCUGAGGCCAACCUAUUUGAAGAAGCUUUAGAAAAAUAUGGCAAAGACUUCACUGACAUUCGCUCCGACUUCCUUCCCUGGAAAACACUAAAAAAUAUAGUAGAGUACUACUAUAUGUGGAAAACAACUGAUCGUUAUGUACAGCAAAAGAGAGUAAAAGCUGCAGAGGCCGAAUCUAAAUUGAAACAAAUUUUUAUACCAAAUUAUAAUAAACCAAAUCCGGCUGCUCUCUCGUCAAAAGGUAUGAUGAAUGGGAAUGGUGAACAAUUAAUUCCUGGAAAACCAUGCGAGUCGUGCUCAUCUGCAAUGUCAAUCCAAUGGUUUGCUUGGACUGGUCCUACUGGAGCCCAGGCUAGACUUUGCAACCCAUGUUGGAACUACUGGAGAAAAUACGGAGGGUUCAAAAUAGCUAAUAAGUCUUUGACGGACGGAGAGAUAGAAAUGACAAAGAAACCUAAAGUUGACCCUCCAUCUGACGAUGGCGAAGCCCCAGUUGAUCUUGGAUCCAUUGCUUCAUCAAUUCCAGUUGAGCGAUCACUUGGUCUCUUACAAACUAGGGUCCACAGAUGUGCGGUUGCUGGAUGCGGAAAGGACUUCAAAAUGAAAAAUCAAUUAGCAAGGCAUUACGCUGCCUCACAUGGAUUUUCAAUGAGAUCAGGCUCACCACGUCCUGUGAUGAAGACAAGAACUGCCUUUUAUCUUCAUACAACGCCAAUGACUAGAGUCUCCCGAAGAAUUUGUAGCGACAUACUAAAGACACGACAUGCCACCAGAUCACCUUUUUGGCCUAUAAAUGUUAUGUUAGUAAAGCAAGAAUGCCAGCUAAGAGUCAAUGGAAAGACAUCAGAGGAACUAAAACCAUUAGUUAAUGGUAGAACGCGAAAAUCCGCGGGUGCUUCAGUAACAGAGGUUUCAUACAAACUUGGACAAAGUGACCGAAGCAAUCCAGAGUGGUUACUGUUGACCGAGAAGGGCAAAAUUCCUCAGCCUGAAAAAAUUGCAUACCCAAAACCACCAAAGGCGCCAGAUGGGACUCUGAUAUACGAGCGAGUUCCUGACAAACAGAUAUGUGUGAGUGUGAAUAGUAUUUCUCCAUCAAGUCACCUAAAACGACGAGGGUACGAAGAACUUAAUGGAAUCGAUGGUCCACCCACCAAACGACUAGCUUGGGAUCCAACCGCAAAUCCAACAGCUCCACGAAGUAAUAGCCGCGGGGGAUCUCCUUCACCAUUGUCAUCUCAACAUUUACCUGCAACUGCCGCUAUGAAUUAUCGUACUGUUAUGAAUCACUUGAAUGGUAACAAAGCUAAAAUGACGGCUGUAACAAGAAUUGGUUCCAGGAAGCAAAUUAUUUCAUGGAUGGAUGCUCCAGACGAUUUGUACUUUGUCAGUAAUUCUGAAACUAAAAAGGUAAGAAGACUAUUGUCCACCUCAGAACUACGAAGAUUGGCCAGAUCUCCAACUAAGAAAUCGUCAAACAAAGCGUUAUCUGAUUCGGCGUCAUCUGUAACCGUUAUGCCUGCUGCUGCAGCAGCAUUAGCUGCAUCGGCGCUCGUGAUUCCUCCUCCAUCUAGGUCACCAAUGUCGACGUAGGGGUGGCUGUUUUCUUGAAAAUUUAUAACUUAUAAACCUACUACUAUUCCUAGUACACAACACUCUGGCAAUUUAUUGUAACGUUACACUAGUACAUCAUUAAUCCGUGGAUAUUGUUAAUUUUAUUAGGUUUCAUAAACUCGUCGAUAAAGUUCUGCACAAACACUUUUAUAGUAGUUGUUAGGUUGCUGAAUAUUACAAUGCUCGAGGCUCUGUGUUGUCCAUGGCCGGAACGUACGACGUACCAGGCACUAAAUGUGAUUACAAAAAACUCUAGGCUAAUUGUAAUACAGUUUUGGUAAUACUUAAUAAGUAGGUUUGAUAUUUAUGCUUGAUUUAUAGGUGUAUGGUGGUAUAUUGUACUUUUAAGACUUGGAGUUGGUAUUUUUAUCUUUUUUAGCAUGGACUGUUGUGCAUUGACUGCACGCAUUUGUUACACAACAAUUGGCUAGUUGAAUAGUCAUCAAUACACUGUAAAUUUUAAUGUUAACUGGAAUUGAGCAAUAUAUACAUAUAUGUUUAAGGAUAGGUUAGGGUUGGUAGUUAGUUACCCAAAAACUGGAAUGAAAGAUCAAAGAUAUGAUGUUAUAGUGGAUAUAGUUCGCCCCUCAAAAGUAUUAGAUAGUUUUUGCUGACAAAGGGAAUGAAUUGCUGCUUUUUGUCCCUAUUUGACAUGUAGAAACUUGCAGUAAAGUUGAGACACGCAUUAUGUUUUGAAUUGAAAGGACGUUUUUAGUAUUUAGUAAAUAUACUUAUUAUGAUGUGUUUCAAAGGCUGAUGACGGUAACAAUUCGUUAAGUUAUGCGGAUGAUAUGAAUUCGGAGAUUGAGAAAACCAAAAAUACUAUACAGCUCAAUUUUUAUUUUCUUAACUACACCAAAGACUAUUAUUGGCAAAAAAAUAUUUGAAGACUCGUCUUGAAGAGUAAUAAAAAUACAUCAUACUCUUAUUUAUCAAGUUUUCAGUUAUGACUAAUUAUUUAUAAGCCGACAGAAUCCUCCCUCACAAAAUAUCUUUCAAUUUUAUAACAGAUUGUUCCAGGUUCUGGUAAUUUCUACACAUGUUAAAUAAGAAUAAUAGUGUUAAAUAGCAAGCAAUUCAAUGUUUCUCAGUAUUGCGUACAAAGGUCCGACUGCAUUAAGAAUGAAAUGAUACUGCAGUGAAUACGAACCAACAACCAUUAGUUAGGAAUUAUUAUAGCAAGAAUAAUUUACUAUAUUAUGAAAUAUGCUCUAUGAAAGCUAUCACACGCUCUAGAUCCGAAGACAUGUGUCGUUUGAUUGAUUGAAUGAAUGAAAUAUUUAUGUUGUAUUUAUGAAUGUACAAUCUUGUACAGAAUAAUUAACUUGCUCAUGUUCAGUGCAUAUAUCUUACUCCAAGAUUUUGUAAAAUAUCAGUAAAAACUGCGGUGAAUGUUCUGAAUGAUUAUAGAAUUGGUGUACAUUUAAAAUAAACGAGCCGUUUUAUUCAAACUUAA
This is a messenger RNA of Folsomia candida, 4553 nucleotides long. RefSeq names its product metastasis-associated protein MTA3 (gene MTA1-like). Gene Ontology annotation, molecular function: transcription coactivator activity; chromatin binding; transcription corepressor activity. Lineage: Eukaryota; Metazoa; Arthropoda; Collembola; Entomobryomorpha; Isotomidae. Gene Ontology annotation, cellular component: NuRD complex; nucleoplasm. Gene Ontology annotation, biological process: negative regulation of transcription by RNA polymerase II. The record is from RefSeq and is a predicted model, not a curated record. The transcript has 25 exons. The coding region runs from base 584 to 3076 and encodes 830 amino acids.